Molecule: messenger RNA, 1774 nt
Organism: Ictidomys tridecemlineatus (thirteen-lined ground squirrel)
Lineage: Eukaryota; Metazoa; Chordata; Mammalia; Rodentia; Sciuridae
Source: RefSeq, a predicted model, not a curated record
AUCGGAGUAAGAGACCACAAGAGACUGGCUUCAUGCAACAGGCAAGAGGGAGUUUAUUGGAUCCUAAUUCAGCGCGCUGAGGCCCAAAGCUCACUCAGGAAGGGAGAGCGGCCCAGAGCCCAGAGCAGAGACCACCGCUUUCCUUGAAUCUCACUAUUCUAGAGUUCUGUGGACAAUAAUCUACUGCAUAAAUCUCAGAAAUGGGAGCUGAGAAGGUUAAUCUCUGGGACCACGUCAACCCAUCUAAUUUCUCCUCUGUCACAGAGUUCCUGUUGUUGGGAUUCUCCAGUCUUGGGAAAAUCCAACUCAUCCUCUUCGCUCUUUUCCUGUGCCUUUACAUGCUUAUUCUAAGUGGGAACAUCACUAUUGUUACUGUCAUCCGACAAGAUCGCAGUCUCCACAUACCUAUGUACUUCUUCCUCGGGGUCCUCUCCGUCUCGGAGACGUGCUACACCUUAGUCAUUCUGCCCAAGAUGCUCAUAAAUCUGCUGUCUCUGCUUAGGACGAUCUCAUUUACCAACUGUGCCAUUCAGAUGUUCUUCUUCCUUGGUUUUGCUGUCACUAAUUGCAUGCUCCUGGGGGUGAUGGGUUAUGAUCGCUAUGUUGCCAUCUGCCAUCCACUUCGAUACCCUGUCCUUAUGCGCUGGCAGGUGUGUGGACUACUGGCAGCAGCUUGUGCUGGGGCUGGUUUUCUGUUCUCACUGACGGGCUCCCUCCUAGUCUUUGAACUCCCUUUCUGUGGCCCAAACAAAAUCAACCACUACUUCUGCGACAUCUCACCAGUUAUCCGGCUUGCCUGCACGGACACCUCCGUCAAUGAGCUAUUAAUCUUCAUUGGGGGAGUUCUAGCUCUUAUGGUCCCCCUGACUUUCAUCUGCAUCUCCUACGGCUUCAUUGUUCGCACCAUCCUGAGGAUCCCAUCAGCUGAGGGCAAGCGCAAAGCCUUCUCCACCUGCGCUUCCCAUCUCACAGUGGUCAUUGUCCACUACGGCUGUGCCUCCUUUGUGUAUCUACGACCAUCAGCUAAGUACUCAUCUAGCAAAGACAGGCUAGUGACAGUGACCUACACGGUUGUGACUCCAUUGUUAAACCCCAUGGUAUAUAGCUUUAGGAAUAAGGAUGUGCAGGUGGCCAUUCGGAAAGUGCUUGGCAGAGUAAGAUUUUAUCCUAAAGCUCUGUAAUGAGAAUAUUUCUCACACCCAUGGAAACAUCCUUUCUGAGGAUGCAGAAAUGAAUGCAAUGCUGACGAUCUCCCUCUUCCAUUUAUUUAGCACUUUACUCACCUCAUAAUGCAAGCUCUCCAUGGCCUUAUUUUGAUAGACUUUGUGGGGUACAGAUUAAACUUGGGUUUCUUGAAAAUCAGUUCCAAACUAAAAACACUUUUCAAACUUACACCAAUAAGUAUUUUGCUUUCUCAGGACACUUAAGGGGUGAUUUUAGCCGGUUUAUUAAACGAUAAGUAAAACGUGAAGGGCAGUUUGUAUAGAAGAUGCAACUAUUUCUACCCAGUUUAAAAAGAUUUCAGUAGGGCCCUUCACAAAAUGAUCCAUAUAAUAGAAAAGUAUUCAUUAACUUUGAGCUAUCUUGGAAAGAACCAAGGGUAUCACCACCGCUGCUCUGUUCUUGUAGGAGUCUCACCUGAAGCAAUGCAAUCUUGGUUGAUUGCUAAAUAGGGAGGUGUAUUAAAUAUCUCUAAAUGAUGUAAAGUUCUACUUUUAUAUGCCUUCCUUCUUUUGUUCCUAUUGUCUAUAAAGAUGUAUAGAUGUAGCUAAUA